CCCCGUGGGGUCUCCCUUCCGGAGGUCGGAGGUGCCAGCGGAGGGCACCCCGCUGGCCAGCAAGAGGUGGAGGAAAAAGAGGAAGAACAUGGCACCGGGAUCAGAUGGGCUGUCGGAAAUGGGCACAGGUGGGCACCGAAAGCAAGCAAGCCUUCUGAAUGGGGAUGCGAUGGGACGCUGGGAAGACACUUUUAUCUGUCUCUCCUCCAGGCCUGAGGUGACCUUGGCAUUUUUCAAACUCCUCAUCCCACGAGGACAGGAACUGCCGAAGGAGAGUCGGGUGCCAGCUCUUCGGUCCACCCCAGGGGGGCAAAGCCAGGCAUUCUCGCCACCCCUUGGGACCUUCCCUCCCUCCCUCCCUCUCUCUCUCUAUCUCCUUCCCUCCCUCCUUUCGUCCAUCCCUCCAAACAGUGGAACGACCAAAAUCAGGAUUUUGGCAUCACGGAUUUGCCAGGUUCUCAAAUGGGAGCGGUUGGAUUUGGAGAUGGAGAUGACUGGGAGGUUCCAGGAGUUUAUGGUGAAGUUUUCCAAAACCUACAAUAGCCAAGAAGAAAUGAUUUACCGCUUUAAGGUCUUUGCCCAGAACAUGGAAACCAGCCGAAUCUUGCAGGACACCGAGCUGGGGACGGCACAAUACGGGAUCACCCCUUUCAGCGACCUGACAGAAAGCGAGUUCGCUAAGAAUAUUUGCACCCCGGCUUUGCGGCCUGGGCCGUUUGGGCCGACGGAGCCGCGCCGCAGCUUCGCGACGGCACCCCGAUUCUGCGACUGGAGAAAAAAGGCCUUGUCUCCCGUGAAGAACCAGGGAGAGUGCUGCUCCUGCUGGGCUUUUGCAGCCGUCUCCAACAUAGAGGCACUGUGGAAGAUUCACCGAAAUGUGAAUUGCAGCCUCUCGGUGCAAGAACUCGUCGACUGCACCUACCCUUCCAGAGGAGGCUGUGAAGGGGGCUACGUCUGGGAUGCGUUGCACUAUGUCUUCAACAAAAGUGGAUUAUCAUCAAGCAGGCUUUACCCCUACGUGGAGAAAGACCAGCGCUGCCAGAAACACAAGGGGCGAAAACUAACCAAGAUUGAUGGUUACAGCGUACUUCCAAGAGACGAGAGGUAUAUUGCUAAUUUUGUGGCCACCCAAGGUCCUGUGACAGCUUUGAUGAACAUAAAAAUCCUUAAGCAUUACAAAACAGGCAUCAUCCAGAGGUCUGAGGGGAGCUGUGACCCCAACUGGCUUGACCACGUAGUCCUGAUAGUUGGCUUCGGUGAAGGCAAAAUCCGACGUGGUACCUGGAGUGGAUCAUACUGGAUUAUCCAGAACUCGUGGGGGAAAAAGUGGGGAGAACAGGGCUAUUUCCGGAUGGAGAGGGAUUCAAACACCUGUGGGAUUGCCCAGUAUGUCACAACAGCUAUCCUCAAAGACUUGGGAGGAAAGAAACCGGCUGUCUGUCCUAGAUGAUGGUAUGCGUGCAUCUGUCUGUCUUCAAGACAACCGCUUUGGAGCACUCAGUGCCAUUAAUUUUCAAGCUUUUGCAACCUGGCGCCCUCCAGGGCCUGCCUGCAGCUUUUGAUUUUUUUCCUCCCGAGUUAUUCUUGGGUUUCUUUAAAACGCAGGGUUUCCUCGAUUUUUUUUUCUUCUUCUUAAUUUUAAGAGCAACCGAUGAGGUCUGUGACUUUUUUUUUUUUUUGUAAGAAUUGCCAAGUGCAACUGUAGGAUGUUGAUGGACCGAAUCGCCCAAUUUUGGUGCAAAAUCUUUCCGUAGAAAAACCCAGCUGUUUUCUCUCUCUGUGUAUAUGCGGGCAUGCAGGCGUGCGGAUAUGGGGGGGGAAAAGGAAUAUCUGAAUGGAAACGGAAUCAAACGCAUGGACAGAAUGUCUAAUAUCAAAAGAACGAACGCAGGUUGUGAAAAUACAGUGAGCGCCGCUGGUAAUCUUCGUACGGAACGAAUAAAAAAAGGGAUUCUCAUCAAAACAGACUUUGUUUUUUUCCUCCCCGCACCCAAUUCUGGAAUCAAAACCGUCUUUCGUUAUGUAUUAGCUAUAUAUUAAAAAAAAAAAAAAAUCCUCCUCUUCACAUUUGUUCCUCUCU
Molecule: messenger RNA, 2080 nt
Organism: Pantherophis guttatus
Lineage: Eukaryota; Metazoa; Chordata; Lepidosauria; Squamata; Colubridae
Source: RefSeq, a predicted model, not a curated record